CGAGAAGUUGUCCAUUCCUAUAGUCGAUUUUAGUGUAAUGGGCCUUUGUAAUGAUGAAAUUCCAUGUGAUUCAGACGUGAGAGUGCAGAAAAUAGCUUCUCAAAUUUGCAAAGCGUUCAGCAGUAUUGGAUUUGUGUAUUUAAAGAACCAUGGUAUCAGCGACGACGAGAUUGCUAAAGUUAGACAAGUUUCAGACACGUUCUUUGCUUUGCCUGUUGAAGAAAAAGCCAAAUGUGCAAGGGACAGUCACGGUACUAACCAUGGCUGGGUAGCUCUUGAAAGAGAAAGUCUAAACCCAGAUAGACCAGCUGAUUUGAAAGAAGCUUUCAAUGUCGAAGUAGAACAUUCAAAAUGGCCAACAUCUACUGUACCAGACAUGAAGCCAUCCCUUGAAGGAUUGUAUGACAAAUGUGCUCAGCUUGCAUUUAGAAUAUUAAAAGUUAUAGGAAUUGGCCUCAAAAUAAAGAGUCCUGAUUGGCUAAUAAAAGCUCAUCAGAACAUUGGAAAACCAAUCAAUUCCACUGCCAUGCGCAUCCUCUAUUACCCGCCAAUAACCAACGAUUAUGUCAUCAAGAAGGACCAAGUACGAUGUGGUGAACACAGUGACUAUGGUUCGAUAACACUACUCUUUCAGGACGAACUUGGGGGACUACAGGUUCUCCCAGUCCAUGGCGACUACAUACCAGCCCCAACACUACCCGGGUGUGUAAUCGUUAACAUUGGCGACCUNCAAAAUGUGACUCGAGAUUGA
Messenger RNA from Exaiptasia diaphana, 751 nucleotides. RefSeq names its product 2-oxoglutarate-dependent dioxygenase htyE. The coding region runs from base 38 to 751 and encodes 237 amino acids. The record is from RefSeq and is a predicted model, not a curated record. Lineage: Eukaryota; Metazoa; Cnidaria; Anthozoa; Actiniaria; Aiptasiidae. The transcript has 6 exons. Gene Ontology annotation, molecular function: dioxygenase activity.